This is a messenger RNA of Vespula vulgaris, 7150 nucleotides long. RefSeq lists its product as uncharacterized. The transcript has 7 exons. Bases 1977 to 4154 code for a protein of 725 amino acids. Gene Ontology annotation, biological process: lipid metabolic process. Gene Ontology annotation, molecular function: protein binding; lipase activity. NCBI's taxonomy places the organism in Eukaryota, Metazoa, Arthropoda, Insecta, Hymenoptera, Vespidae. The record is from RefSeq and is a predicted model, not a curated record.
AUAUCUAAUCUAGCAGAUAUAUCAUUUUUAUUUCUAUAUUUAAGAUUAUAUAUAAUCGAAUUUCGCCGGUCUCUUAUUUUGUUGUUCGCACUAAUAUUUGCAGCGAGAAAAACCAAAAAGAAUAUACAUAUUUUUUCUUGUUUAGUAAUCGAUUUUUUUUUUAAUGGAGGUCAGCAAAAAAUUUGUAACGCUUAGGAUCGAAGUGAUGGCUAAACGCGUUAGUGUUCCCAGUUGACAUUCUUCCUAAUAAAAAUGUAUGAAAAAUGGGUAGUUCUGUGAUCGUUAUAUGUUUAAUUGUUAGUAAGUAUGAUAAUUUCUAUCAUGAAUAUUAAUUGAAUGAUCCUUUUUGUUAAUCCCUGUCCUAUUCGAUUAUUACAGAUAAACGAUGUACUUGGCAUUGCGGCGGGAAAUACAAGAUUAGCUUCUAGAGCGCCAUCAUGCGGAUUUCCGCGAGUUGUUUGAUAAACGUUAUAAUAGUUGUAUCGGAUUUUGCUGUUUUUCUAAUAGUCAGCCUGUGGUCUAAGGGUACGAUUCACCACCGUCUAUCCAGAACAUGGAUUCUGUCGGGUAUUCGAGACUACAUGCUGAUUUUCAUUUUUUCCGAGAGAUUUUUUCGGUCAAAGGUCAGCAGUUUCGGUUCUAACGCAUACGGAUCAAGGAGAAGAAUUUUAGGAACCCUCUUAAUAGGAAUAUUCAUGAAUAUGACGUAGAGCGGCCUUGAUCACUGAUAAAAAAUGUGCAACGAAUCGAUGAUAACGUUAUCAUCGUUGGCGUUGCUUGCGUGGACGACACUCGUCCGUUGCAGGUGUUACGAAUGUGUAUCCGAUGCAUUCGAAUGCAGCUCGAUGUUUGUAUAUAUAUGUAUAUACAAUGUUUCUAAUCUCUUUUUAUUUCUGUUUUUUUUUUGCUCAAAAGAGAUCAUUCUUGAGAGCUUCAACAAGAGAAGGGAUCAAAUUUAAAAUUCAAACCUCGCUGCAUGGCCUAUCAUUUUUUUCACCAACCUUGCAGCUCGUUUGUGUACAUAAGUUUUUGUCAAGCGUUCGUAUAAUUUCCGAGUGUUUUUAAUUCUUCAGAUAUCGAAGAGAUAUAAUUUAUAUAAAAUUAAUUAGAGGUAAUUGGAGUAACUUAGAUCGUUUCACUUUUGCUUUUUCUUUCCUUUUUCCUUGGACCGGGAUCUGGAUCAAAGAGACAUCUUAUUACUUGACCUUCCUUUAUCGAGUGAUUACGUCAGUUACGAUAAGACCAGCUAUUAAACUCGUUUAAAGCGUUUCGUUUACUUGAGAGAAACCGCAAAGUGUUUCGUUUCGCGGUCGUAUCUUACGUAAGGAUCCCGGAUAGAAAGGUCUCAUUUAGAAAAAUGAUAUUAAAAUAAACGAAAUACAAAUUAUUAUGAUAAAAAGGGAGAGAAACAAGUAUGAUUAAAAAGUCCUUCAAUUUUUGAGGCUGAAUACUAUCCUAUCCUAUAAUAAUUCAGAAACGAUAAAGAAGAUUUCAAUCUUUUCCAUGAAAUAUCGCGGGAAUAUUUAAAAAUAAAAAAAAUGUCGUCCAUAUACCUUGCGCAGACGCACGAUAUAUAUAUAUAUAUAUACAUAUGGAGAAGAGGGAGAGGUAAGAGGGAUUGAUGUAGGCGUAGGAAGAGGGUGGAAAAGGGGUGAGAGCGUUUUCCAGCUAACGGAUCGAUAUGGAACACGAGAGUGCGCGAAGAAGACCAACCACAUAGUAGUCGUUGGUGUCGUAGUCGUUGUGUUUGUCUGUGACGGUCAUCGAAAAGUACUCAACAUCGUAGUAGUAGUAAUAGUAAUAGUAAUCGUAGUAAUACUACCAACGUGUACCCUUGUGCUACCGGGAGUGCCGGCAAAGAAGACGUAAAGUGUUCCAGUCGUCUUUCCUAUUGAGGAACAUAGGUCUAAAAAAAUUAACAUUGAAAUAUUACUCAGAGGGAAAAGUGGAGGAGACAUCGUGCAGAAGAGGACGACAUGUCCGCGAUGUCGCGGGGUCCGCCCCGCGCUCGCGGACCCACGCGGAUCAAGAGGACGACGCCUCUUCCUGGAGGACUCGCCAAUAAUACUAUCAACCAGAUUCCAUUCGUCCUUCUGGUUAUCCUGCUUAGUAUACUCGCGCCCUCCGUCGUUGCUGAGAAAAGCAAAGAAUAUCAGAUAAGCGAUAUUUGUAAAAGGAAUUUCAUGCAAGAUCUCUAUAGAAAAAUAGAUGGUGCCGUUUUAACGUCUAAACAUGAACGAGAUCUCGAUUGUGCCAUCACCUUUCAAACGCACAGCAUCCUUCAGCGUUUCAUGCUACGAUUCGACCAACUUCAAUUGGAUUGUAACGAUCAUCUUUACAUUUACGAUGGCGCACAUGCGGUUGGCAGUUACAAGGCUGACCUGUCCUGCAGAAACACGAAGCACAGCGUUGGUGCGAUUUAUACGCGUACGAACUUCGUGACGUUGAAAUACGUCACCGACGCCUGGGGCACCAACAUGAAUGGCUUCCGGCUCGUCAUCACUGCCGUCAAGGAUCCCAAGCACACCUGCAAGGAUUUUCGCUGUACUCAAAAUGAAUUCUGCAUCGAAACGGAUCUACUUUGUGACGGUGUGAAUCAUUGCGGCGAUGGUUCCGACGAAACACCCUCCACUCUCUGUGCCAACUCCGAGGCAUCGACGAUCCUGGGUAUGCAGACGACCUGGUUCGCGGUUGCUUUCGUUUUCCUGCUCUUGAGUAUGGUUGGUCUGGUUACGGCGGCAGUUCUCUGCUUUUGUAGACAGCGAGCCUCGACCCCGAGGCACCCCCAUAAUGCGCACAAUGCUCAGACUCACCCCCCUGUCAGCUUCCCAUGGAUUCGAAGCUCGUGGAGGUGCGCUCGAUACGUGCUUAUCCAUCGUGAGGUUUCCCUCGGCAAAGAGCAGCACGUUUCGCGGCGGACAGUUUCGUCGCGAAGCUUGAACGACAACGUCCUCGUGGAGAAUAAGAGAGACGAACCGAAGAAGAGGACCAUUUACAGACGUGGAUACACUGGUGGAAUCUUCUUCUCCAGUCUGAAAGGACUUCCAAGGCCAAUGAGAUCGUCGAAGAUGUCACAGGAGAAUACUAGAUUUAAUCUUAGCGAGCUAGUGCUCGCCGUUUUCCUCUUGUUUAUCGUCGUAAAGAAUCCAACGAUCGGAGCUAUCGAGGUUAAUCAGAUUGUGGUUGGCAACGUUGACAAUGAUAUAAGCAAGGAUUACUUUAUCGGUCCAUGUUUGGUUAAUACCAAUCAAACUUGUCCCGACGACGAGGUGACAUUCUUUUUAUACACUCGUGAUAAUCCAUUUAAGGGACAGAGAAUCGUUGUUACCGACACGGAUUCGAAUCUCGACGUAACCUAUUUUAAUUCGUCUAAUCCAACGAAGAUAAUAGUUCACGGUUACAAUUCCGAUAUGCAAAUGAGCAGUCUGGUCGAAGUCAAGGAUGAAUAUCUCAAGAAAGGAGAAUAUAAUUUAAUCGCAAUUGAUUGGAAUAGGUUAGCCGUAGGACCGUGUUAUCCAAUCGCUGUUUACAACGUUCCACACGUUGGUCAAUGUUUAGCACAAUUGAUAAGAAGACUCGAGUUUCACGGUGCUAAGGAUCUACAUGUCAUUGGAUUCAGUUUGGGCGCACACGUACCAGCAUUUUCCGCUAAUUAUCUUAAACCAUAUAAAUUGGAGAGGAUAACCGGGCUCGAUCCAGCCAUGCCACUUUUCGUAGCUGUUGAUAACGAUGAAAAACUCGAUUCUAGCGAUGCCAAUUUCGUUGAUGUUUAUCAUACCAACGCCUUUAUCCAAGGGAAGCUCGAACCAAGCGGUCAUAUAGAUUUCUAUAUGAACGGUGGUGUUAAUCAACCAGGAUGUUGGGAAAAUAGAAAUCCAUUUGGAUGUAAUCAUCAUCGAUCGGCCGAAUAUUUCGCCGAAUCUAUUAACUCCGAUAAAGGUUUCUGGGGAUGGCCGUGUCCUGGCUUUUUACCGUAUUUAUUGGGUCUUUGUCCACCGAGAUAUCCGGCUGUUUUAGCUGGCGACAAAGUUGAUCAAAGAUACAAGGGAUUUCAUCUAGUUAGAACUAAAUCUCAAAGUCCUUAUGCCGAAGGAAUGUUUUUAGUUAGUCCCGAAGACGUACCUUACAUGGUUAAUCGUAAAUCCUUAACUUAAGUAUUUUUAUUAUUUCUAAAUUUUUAUUAUAAAUCUUUAAGUAUUUUAUUAAAAUACUUUAAGAUUAAUGUACAAUAUGUUCAAAUAUUAAACCGUGUCAAAUUUUCUUUUCUUUUACGAUCUACAAACGUAUACAUAAUUACGUAAAAGUUCGUUUGUAGUUAUAAUCAUCGCUGUUAUAGUCAUUGUCGUCGUUGUCGUCAUCCUCAUAUCGUCGUUGUCAUCGUGUCGUCGUUGUCGUUAUUAUUAUCGUUGUUAGAGAGAAUAAGCUAGUAAAAAGUGUUUCUCCUAAAUUUUGUUCGUCGAUCGAAGUGAGCCAGGAUUAUAUGCAUAUAUAGUAGACGUGCAAAUGGUAAAAAGCAUGAGUAUAUAAAAGCAUAUAUAUCGUAUACAUAUAUACACAUAUACACACACACACACACAUAAAUAUAUAUAUAUACACAAGAUACGUUAUAUACCAUGAUAAACGUUCGAUAUUCCGUUUAAUAUUCACGCGUGUGUAAUAAAUCGUAGAGUGCUGGCCAGGAUCGUUUUGUGUGUUUAUCGUGAGUCUUUCUCUCUUUCUCUCUCUCCUUCAUUCAUUCUCGUCGAGAGAGAAGAGUCGUUCCAAUUGCAGCAACAGCAGCAGCAGCAGGUCCAUGUAUAUAUAUAUGUAUGUGUGUGUGUGUGUAUCGUAGACACCCGGUAGUGCUAAUCGAUAUACUGCUCCGACGAGCGUAAUAGAACUAGGACGUGUAUAACAUACUCGCGAGUAAAAUUCUUUAUCGAUCGUUCGUUUCACAUCGAAUGUGAAUAAAAGAACGUUACGAUAAUGUUCGAGAUAAGAGAACGUAAAUGAAUAAUUAAGCGAGUUCGUUUGGAAAUAUUUUAUUAUUAUUAUUAUUAUUAUUAUUAUUAUUAUUAUUAUUAUUAUUAUUAUUAUUAUUAUUAUUAUUAUUAUUAUUAUUAUUAUUAUUAUUAUUCAAUUAGCUAAAUUUUUACCUCCUUUAUGUAUUUUGAUUAAAAUGAUUUUAAUAGAGGUAUUUUAUUAGUUCUCGUUAUAUAUAUAUAUGUACAUAGAUAUACUUAUGCCGUUAUAUUUAGAUCGUUAGUAAUAAUUAAUAGUUGCAUCAGAAUUAAGAUGAAUUAAUUAAACGGUAAGAGAGAAUUAAUUAUUCGAGAUAAUUAAUAUACGUCGAAUUAAAUAGUGAGAUUAUUAGAAAUAAUUUUUCUUUUCCUUUUUUUCUUUUUUUUUUUGACGAAAUUAUAGGAUAUCUAAUGCGGCAAUAUUUUCUAUUUUUAUUAUAUCGAUCGAAAGGAAUCAGGAUUCUUUCAAAGAGUAAAAUGGCGCAUCUCCAAGAUUAAAUAUAUUAAUCAAACUGCAAGCCACGUUUGGAUUGUGUCCAAACAAUUCGUUAGUUACCUAACGAGCAUCUCGUUACUCGUCACUACGUGAUGGAAAAGAUGAGACGAAUAAAAAAUAAAAAAAAAAGGAAGAAAAAAAUAGAGGAAAAAAAGAAAAUCAAAGAGAGAGAGAGAGAGAGAGAGAGAGAGAGAGAAACAGAGUUUGGGUACUGUCGAGUAAUCUCUCGAGAAAAAUCAAUCCUCGUAGCUUUAAAACCGAAGUCCGUUUCUCUCUCUCCCCCCCCCUCUCUUCCUCUCUCUCUCUCUCUCUCUCUUUCUCUUUCUCUCGAACGGAGCAACAGGUUGCACUUGAUACUAAUUUGCGAUUGGUCUUUUAAUUCGUGACCUUACAUAUUUCAAAGAUUUAGAGAAUUCUAGGUAAUAAAAUAAAAAAUAAAAAAAAAAUAAUAAAAGAAACAUCUUUUCUUUUUCCGAAGUCGUUUACAAUUUACCUAAUUAAUUUUCUUCUUCUAACAAUAGUAAUAUAAAUUAUUACAAGUUUGAAUUUUUAUUAAAAUGUAUAUAUGGCAUUAUAAUCUUUCUUAGAAUUAAUAUAUCGAUACGUAGAUAUCUUCUUGACUUUUAAUAAAUUUUAAAGUGUUAAGAUUUUAAAUAAGAAAACUUUUCUAUAAUAAUAUCCUUUUCGAUGAUCGACCUAAUUAAUUUUCUUUCUUAUAUAAUAGCAAUAAUAAUUGUUUUAAGUACCAUUUUCCAAGAAACUAUAUCACGAUACAAGUAGAACGAUGUUAAAACUUUGAAGCAAAUCUUUAUUCUUGAAAGUGUUGCUGGAAGAUCGUGAAGUGUCGGUCCAGGAACAAAGUUACGUUCGAAGUUUUCUCGUGUUAAGAGAACAUUUACGUUAACAUGGGACAUCAAAAGAAAGAGAAAGAUAAAUAUAAAGAUAAAGAUAAAGAGAGAAAGAAAGACAGAGAGAGAGAGAGAAUUUUGUACUUUGGAAACUAGCCAAAAGAUAAAAAAGUAGAAAAGAAAAAUAACGCGUAUAUAGUUAUAUCGAUAAUUUCACGUUGAAGUUUUAUUAAUCUUGCUUAUUCUAAUAAUCUCUAUUAUUCUUUGCCAAAAGUCAAUUCAACAGAGAUUGAAAUAUUUGCAUAAUAAUAUCGUAAUAUUCAAAUACAUACAUAUAUAUAUAUAUAUAUAUAUGUAUACAUAUAUAUAUUAAUUUUUAUUUAAUAUAUCUAAUUUAUAUUCAUUUGAUCGUAGAACAACUUUCUUAAAAAAUUACGUAUAAACAAUUUGCCCGAACUUUAAACACGAAUAAUGAGUAGCCUAAGGAUAUACUUGAUAAAAGUAAAUAUAUUAUCUAAUAUACAGGAUGGCUUUUUUGCAAAAGUAAGGAACGCGAUUUCCUUCCGAUAAACGCGUGCGGAAUGCGUACGAUACUCUCUUGGUAAAUGGAUAGCCUCAAGCUUAUGGUUACGAACGAUAAGAGGUUCUUGUGGAAAUAGUAAUUGGAUGAUAGAUAGGUCUCAGUAGAUACCAGAAAGCCUAUAUUACUCUAGAAUUUAUUAUUUAUUGGAUAAACUUAUGAGAGAGAAUCCGAACAUAAACUUUCUUUUGCGGUCAUUCAACUUGUUGUUUUAGUAAGAAGGAGA